This is a messenger RNA of Papaver somniferum (opium poppy), 828 nucleotides long. RefSeq names its product cadmium-induced protein AS8-like. Lineage: Eukaryota; Viridiplantae; Streptophyta; Magnoliopsida; Ranunculales; Papaveraceae. Bases 108 to 629 code for a protein of 173 amino acids. The transcript is spliced from 3 exons. The record is from RefSeq and is a predicted model, not a curated record.
GUCCGUGAUACUCAAAUCAUCCCUCUCUGGAGAGUGUAAAGAAGAGAUUUGAGAGAAAGAAGAAGAAUCAGCAUCAUCAUCAGAAGGAUAUCAGUUCUUUGAAGCAAAUGGUCCUGAUGAUUAUAAAAGGACUAUUCAGGAGAUAUGAGAAAUGGAAUCCAGUUCAUCCAACUACAGGUGCAUUUUGGGGUAUGGGAUUAGGGGUUGGAUGUGGUGUUGGUUGGGGUCCUGGAUUUGGUCCUGAAGUUAUUGGUUAUGUUGGUGCUGGUUGUGGUGUUGGGUUUAGUGUUGGUAUCACUUUUGCUGGUGUUGGCAUUGGUCUUCCUGCUAAUUUCCUUCUUGAAUCUCCAUACAAAGCUCUUGUGGCAACAACGGGGCUUGUCAAAUCAAAUACUCUUCCUGCCAUGAGGAACAUUACAGUGGAUGGUUGGAAUCAUAUUCAACCACAAAUAUCUGGUUUCCAAAGAGACAUUAGCGGAAGACUGUAUGGCUUCAAUCAUCAGGAUUCUGCAAGCCCUGAUUCUGGUUUAAUUGAGAUGCGAAGGAAAUUUAAUUGUCAAGCUAGGUCUGUCUUAGAAUGUCUGGGAGCAUUCCGCAAGCGUUGCUUACCUGUACGUAAAGGUACAUGAGGAAUGAAAGUUACUCUUUAGGUUAUGUUAAGAAUUUAACUACACUGUCGUCUGUCGCCAAUCGACUCACAGUUAUAUGAAAACCGGAUCGUUGUUGUAGGUUUUCUCACAACAUUCAGUAACUAAACAUCCAGAAACACAUUCUUGUAACUUUGUUAUCUAUGUAAAUGGAUCCUUGUUUUAUAUUUCAAGUGUCAUA